AUGGGCAGAAGAUCCCAAAGUACGCAGCCAGGUGCAUACAGCGCCCAGCAGCCUCAAAAAUGGCGGCCUUGUCAUAGCCCGCACGGCUCAAAGGAUAUAACCGAGGACUUGGCGGAACUUCACACAACUUGGCCUCCUACAGCCAAGCUGGUGGGCCAGGAAAAGCUGACCCCGGCCACCAAGCAGGACAUUGCUGAUCUGUUGCAGGAGAUGCGGCAGGUGCAUGCCGCAGACCUAGACCUACUGUGGACCUGA
This is a messenger RNA of Pelobates cultripes (western spadefoot toad), 255 nucleotides long. The record is from the annotation of a GenBank genome assembly. NCBI's taxonomy places the organism in Eukaryota, Metazoa, Chordata, Amphibia, Anura, Pelobatidae.